Messenger RNA from Ceratitis capitata (Mediterranean fruit fly), 1765 nucleotides. RefSeq names its product protein preli-like (gene prel). Gene Ontology annotation, molecular function: phosphatidic acid transfer activity. Gene Ontology annotation, biological process: phospholipid transport. Gene Ontology annotation, cellular component: mitochondrial intermembrane space. The transcript has 4 exons. The coding region runs from base 506 to 1213 and encodes 235 amino acids. The record is from RefSeq and is a predicted model, not a curated record. NCBI's taxonomy places the organism in Eukaryota, Metazoa, Arthropoda, Insecta, Diptera, Tephritidae.
GUCGCUAAUAAAACGGAAAAGGAAAUUAUAAUUUCGGUUUAAGGUAUAAACAAAUUUAAUCGAGAAUAAAAUCGAACAAUUACGGCUACAUAGUGGAGCAAUAUUGUGUAAGAGUUAUUGUAGUGGCGGCCAGAAGCAGUGCUCUCAUUGACAAUAUUGUGAAUCGCGUGAUCAAUAGUUGGCUGCAGAAUUUGUGCACAUGGUAGAUGAAACGUGCGGCGCUCGACAGUUGAGAGAUUGCAUUUCACAUUGCACACCCAGUGUGGUAUAGAGUACAUAUAAAUGAACCUAUAUAAAAAUUUAAGCAAGGUCUUUUGAUAAGGGAAUUCCAGAAAAAAAAUAGAGAAUAAAAUAUAUACAUACCUACAUUUAUAGUACAUACUAUAUGCAAAUUAAACGAUCUACCUUUGUGUGAUAAAGACGGAGUAAAGUAAAUUACGCUGCCAUUUUACAAACGUAUACAACAAUUUGAUUCGCUCGUAAAAUCUAUACUGAAAUCAGAAAAAUGGUUACCGCUUCGCAAUGUACAACCGAAACUGUUUUUGAUUACAGCUGGAAACAAGUUGUACAAGCCUAUUGGAAUCGUUAUCCCAAUCCAUCAAGUACACACGUUCUAACGGAAGAUACAAUUCAACGUGAAGUUCGUGAUGGUAAAUUAUAUUCCCGCCGUCUAUUAUCUAAAACAAAUCCAGUGCCAAAUUGGGGUAAACGCUUUUAUAACAAUGCACCUGUAAAAAUUGUAGAGGAUUCGAUUUUGGAUCCACAAAAGAAAACACUAGUCACAUUUACACGUAAUAUCGGCUUCAAGAAAAUCAUGAAUGUCGACGAAAUAGUUGAAUAUAGUGAACAGCAAGAUGGGCGUACUUUGGCUGUGCGGCGUGCUUAUAUCAGUUCACAAGUAUUUGGAUUUUCCCGUGCCAUACGAGCAUUUGGCAUUGAACGUUUCAAAUCGAAUUGCAAUAAAGCUGCAAGUGGUUUCAAUUAUGUGUUGAGAAAUAUGUUUCCCAAGAAUGUAGGUGAAACGGGUACAUAUAAAUUAUCGAAAGAUGUCAAUGAGAAUGAAACAGCUGCAGCGUCCACAACUGGAACAAGCCAAAUACAACAGGCGACUGUGAAUAAAACCGAAGCCCUUAAAAUGGCCGGUAAAGCCGGUUAUGAGUAUUUAAAGAAUCAUGCUAUUAAAUUGGCACAGAUUUUUUCAAUUAAAAAUUGAUAAAAGAAAGGAUGGUUUAGUUAACAUUGGUGUUGAAUAUUCAAGCCAUUUAAGUGUAAUAGUUGUAAACAAUAUAUAUGUAUAUAUACAUAUAUACUACAUUUAAGUGAGAAUAUUACGUAGUAAAUAAAUCACCGAUAAAGCAUUGAGUGCAGUUGACAUAUGCAUGACAUUUCCACAAGCUGAGUGAAACGAAGCUGGUACUCAAUUAAUCAGUAACGUCAUUGUUGGCUGCGGUUGGAGAAGAGCAAUUGAAUAAAUUUCAUAGUUUAUGUGGAAAGAUAGUAAGCGGAACACAAAAAGUUCGAAGGACAUUAAAAUUACAAAAGAAAUCGGCAUAUUUCCUCCAAAAAACAUUUAUUUCCUUCUUGUUAACGCUAAUUGCUCGUCAUUCCAAUGUAAUCUUGUUAACUACACACACGAGUAUAUAAGUACAUACGAUGUAGAAUAUAGAAUUAUAAAAUAUAAUUAAUGUAUGGUUUUAAUGUAUAACAAAUCACAUUUCAGGAAAAUCUAUUUACGCACUGUAGAUAAUGAGUCAUUGCUAAAAAA